GUGACUAUUAAUUUUGUUUAUGGUGUGUUGUCUGUGCAUGCUUGAGAAAGAGAAUCUCUUAUUAUGGUUUUCUCUCGACUAAAAUCAAGUCCAUAUACUGUCCCAGUUUUGAAAGGCUUAGCAUGGGUACCAGUAGCCAUAUUCUUUGUGGAUCAUGGCUAUAGCUAUGCAGUCAUCAGUGGUAGAUCUAUGCAGCCUACAUUUAAUCCAGACUCCAACAUGUUGAGAAAAGACAUUGUUUUACUCGACAAAUGGUCAACCACGGAUCAUAAAUUCAAACGUGGACAAGUAGUGACACUCAAAUCACCUAUUGAUGCCAAAUGCACCAUCACAAAGAGAAUCUUGGCUUUACCGGGUGACACUAUCGUUCCUCUUCGUAAGAAAGACGAGGUCGUGCAUGUUCCUGAAGGCCAUGUUUGGGUGGAAGGUGACGAAGCAUUCCAUUCAAGAGACAGUAAUUCAUUUGGCACGGUUCCUAUCGGCUUGGUCAAUGCAAAAGUAUCUUAUAUUUUGUGGCCACUAUCUCGAUUUGGCCCUGUAGAAAUCAAGCCUGUUAACACAGAAAGAGUCAAGACAAAUGUAUUCAAACCAGGUCAACACAAAUAGAUGUAUUAUUAAUUAAAAGAAAAAAAAAA
Molecule: messenger RNA, 635 nt
Organism: Gilbertella persicaria
Lineage: Eukaryota; Fungi; Mucoromycota; Mucoromycetes; Mucorales; Choanephoraceae
Product: peptidase S24/S26A/S26B/S26C
Exons: 4
Coding region: 64-606 (180 amino acids)
Biological process (GO): mitochondrial respiratory chain complex assembly
Cellular component (GO): membrane; mitochondrial inner membrane peptidase complex
Molecular function (GO): serine-type endopeptidase activity
Source: RefSeq, a predicted model, not a curated record